AUGUCCUGUCUGUCCCUGUCGGGGUCGACUGUCUGUUCUGCCUGGAGUAGCUCAUCGGUCUCGACCAACUCCAGCCAAUAUGCUGACUUUCCAUGGCUCAAAAAUGUCACUAAUUUGAGCUCAUUCGACCAAUCCCUGAGCAAUUAUGUCUCGGGCUCCUAUGUCACUUCCAAAUAUGUCGACCUAUUAGGAUGUGAAGGCCUGAAUUCAAGUGCAUUAUAUGACUACUACGCCCAAUAUACUACCAGUGUCGUCUGCAGUGGCCUCAUUCAAAGCUCUAAGGAUGACUGCAACCUGUCGGACGAUCAAUCAGAACCCCUAUGUGCCGAGACCUGCGCACUCUACGCCACCAGCGAGGAGGAGAUCAUGGUGAACACGGAUCUCUGCCCCGAAACCGACAAAAACUACAUCCAACAGAUUCGCUCCGACUUUACCAUUUGUUCGCAACCGGCCGACUCGCUGACUGGAAGCUGUGUGGAAGGAUCCACUAACGAGCCGGAUAACUGUGGCUUUUCAUCCAACCUUAUCGGUCUCUGCACCUACUGCGACUCAAGCUCCUCCAACUCGACCGAUACAUGCUGCACCACUUCCAAUGCCACUAGCCGGUGUGAGGGUGUCAGUACCCCUACCACAACCUUACAGCCAAUUACCACCACCACGGCCGCGGCCGCCGCGAAUGGAGGCACGGGUCAUGGCUUGUCAGGAGGUCAAAUUGCGGGCAUUGUGGUCGGAUCCGUUGCUGGAGCUGCAAUCUUGGGUGCUCUUCUCGCCUUCCUUUUCAUCUGUACUCGCCGUCGCCGCCAAUCGCAAAAUGACGCAGGACUUAACCAGCCCAACCCACAAAGAAAGGGUGCUUCGCCGCCAAUGGAAAAGCUACCUGCGCAGCCAGAUAGCCCGACCAGAAUCAACAUGGUCCCAGGAGGCCGUGUCGCCCGCAUGUCUGCCCUGCGUGAAGUUCCGAGCUCCUCUCCCGCGUACUCACGAACAUCAGCUGCUAUGUUCGGUGGGGCUAAAUAUAGCGAUUCCUCCGAUUCAGAAGCCAUGGGUGCUAGCCCAGGAGCCAUGUCUCGCAGAAUCCCUCCUGUGACAGGAAAACGUCACGGCUCACUCUCGAGUAGCUCUGCUCUGGCUGGACUGGACAGCGACAGCUCGCCGCUUUCGGGCACCGUGGGUCAAUAUUCCUCUCCCGAGGGAGUGACGAGCGGCCAGUCGGAGCAAUUGUCCUAUUUCCGUGACUAUUACUCACAAGACGACAUUCGCCCUGGCGACACGGUGGCUGCUCUGUGGGCGUACUCGCCCCGGGCGGGCGAUGAGUUCGAGCUGGACCGGGGUGAGAUGCUGAAGGUAAUUGGCAUCUGGGACGAUGGCUGGGCCACGGGUGUUCGUCUCCCUGAGCGGGCUGAGGACUAUGAUAUUCGUCAUCGUGAGCAGCGUGAUAGCGGAGUCUCCAAUGGCUCGCACCGGCCAAGUCUGUCGCCGGCCCCCUCUGGUGAGAUCAAAGCCUUCCCGUUGGUUUGCAUCUGUCUUCCGCAGCACUGGCGAAAGAUCAUUGAUGGCGGCGUUUCGGAGGAGGACGAAAUGUGA
Molecule: messenger RNA, 1584 nt
Organism: Penicillium macrosclerotiorum
Lineage: Eukaryota; Fungi; Ascomycota; Eurotiomycetes; Eurotiales; Aspergillaceae
Product: SH3 domain protein
Exons: 3
Coding region: 1-1584 (527 amino acids)
Molecular function (GO): protein binding
Source: RefSeq, a predicted model, not a curated record